Molecule: messenger RNA, 2661 nt
Organism: Acanthocheilonema viteae
Lineage: Eukaryota; Metazoa; Nematoda; Chromadorea; Rhabditida; Onchocercidae
Source: the annotation of a GenBank genome assembly
AUGACCUAUACAGAAGCGGAUAUUCCAUUGCGAGCUCCGCGAUUAUUACAACUCUCCGCCAAUGUUGUCGCCGCACAUUCCAGUACGCUUUUGGCACAUGCAAAAUCUAAUAUAAGUGAAUAUAGCAACCAAUGUCGUUCACAACAACAGCACCAGCAUCAGCAAGAGCAACGAAAUGUUAGCAGUGGUGCAGAUACCAUAUUUCAACUUCCUUUGCCAGCAAGUACUGCUGUUUUUGGUUCUUUGCGAGAUCAAUGGAUUAAAACGGGUGUAACACCAACUGCUGCUUUAGAACAAUUCACGGAAGCGGCACAUUUGCCUUUAGACAGUUUACCAUUAUCACGCGCUCAUCUGACCGAUCGUCUGUUGGCCAAUUUAGUGGCAGCACACCAUGAGCAGUUGACGUCCCUCGAUAUAUCUGAUACACAGGGGAUUGUUGGCCAUGAAUUUAAUAGGGUAUUGGAAGAAAAGUCGGUCCACUUAGAUCAACUUAUAUCAUUAUCAAUGACCUCAUUUGAAAUCCUUCGUAUACCAAUGAUUAUUGUCCCUCCUCGUAAAACUGGUGCUAGUUAUUCGACAAGUGGUUCGGGCGGCACAUUACCAAUACUUUCCGAAGAAGAUCUUGUUGGUUCCAGCAUUGAUAUAAAUAUUGAUCAUUACAUGGAUACUUCGGAUAGUGGUCCAACAUCUACUUCAAAUUGCCGUUCUGCUUCCGAAAAUAGCGAACUAACGGAAGCACCUACACCUAGCCCUACGAUUGAAAUACCGACAUUCACGUUACGCUGUCCAAAUAUUCGUUCACUGACUCUUCAUCGGAAACGCAGUCACUGUGAAAAUGAUGAAUCAGUAAAUGAAUUUUUAAAUCGUGUUUUAUUACCGCUGAAAAAGUUGGAACGUUUGGAUCUUUCCUAUUGGCAACGAGUCGAUGAUUUGCACUGUUUGCAUCCUCAUUCACUUUCAACACUUAUUCUCUACGAUGUGCCGGAUCUUUAUCGUGCUAUGGAUACCAUUGUACAGAUUACUACUCUUAAAUUUUUAGAUUUAUCGCAAAGUACAAAAGAAACCGGUACAUAUCCACGUCCAGUAACAGCACUUCACAGAAUUGUUACAUGUUUAAGAUCACUUACUCACUUGGAUAUUUCAUCAACCAAUCUUGCUUCACAACCGUCUACUUACGACCGCCCCGUAAAAGGAACAACAUCUGUCAGAUCGGAUAUCUAUGGUCUUCGUUGUUUGGGAGCACCUCUGGAAUAUUUGGGCUUGUUUAACUGUGACAGUGCUUCUCAUUUCGCUGAAAUACCGGCAAAAAAUGCGAGUUUCUUCUUUUUUAACAAAAUUACUUUCAGAACAUACAAAUCUUUAUCAUCGAUUGCACUUGGUUUAUCAAAUAUUGCUGGUGACAAAGAUGAAAAACAAAUUCUACUUGCUCUUCGAAUGUACAGUCAACGUGCUGGUUUACUACAAGCAGUUUUAAAUGAAAGUUAUCAACUUUAUAGAUUUGGACAUAAUUUAAAUCGACACACCGAAGCUUUGCAUCUUGUUUUGGGUGCUAUGCAACGCCAUCUGGAAGACAGUACACUACAGAUCGCUGGAUCAGCCUCAUUGUUUUAUAUAAUUCGCAAAGUGAGUAUGAAUCGUGAUACAAAACGAAUGGUUGUCACCGCGUUGUUGGAUGGAAUGGAUGCACAUAUGGAAGAGCAGGUAAUGGUUCGAAAUUGUUGUUUAUCACUUUGCCAAUUUGAAAUACCGCUGGAAAUCCUUUUCGAUUAUGGUCGUGUAGCGCGUUUGCUCGUUGCUGUAUUGCAGCAUCACAACAGUGAUCACUUAACUCAACGCAUUGUAGUUUUUUUAUUAAAUUCAAUGGCCUGCCAUGUGGAAGGCGAGCAGAAAGUUCAAGUUGGCAACAUUGGUGCCAUUGAAAUUAUUCUGGAACAAAUUCGCAGAAAACAUGCAGCCAGCAUUUGCGAUGAUGUCAUGGAAGUAGGAUGGAGUUUUCUGUGGAAUAUCACCGAUGAAACACCAGUCAACUGUGAGCGCUUCCUCAACGCUGAUGGUCUUCGUUUAUUUCAUCAAUGUUAUCAGCAAUUUCAAAAUGAAACAGAGCUUGUUCGCAAUAUGAUGGGUCUGAUCGGUAAUAUUGCUGAAGUAGAACAACUCCGUGCACAGCUUAUGCUUGAUGAUUAUAUCAAUAUAUUCUGUGCUCUAUUGACAAUGUUAGUGGAUGGUAUUGAAAUUAGUUACAACAGUGCAGGAGUGCUUGCUCAUAUGGUUAGUGAUGGAGAAGCAGCGUGGUCAAAAGUCAGUGUAUCACGUGCAUUUGUCAUGGACAAAAUUAUCAAGGCUACUAAUACUUGGGAUUUGGAAGCGAAAAGAUUCAUAAAUUAUCGAUCAUUUAAGCCAAUUUUGAGGCUCAUACCAAUGUUCGAUGCUCCAGCAAGCCAACAUUGGGCAAUUUGGGCACUUGCCAAUCUAACAUCUACUGAUAGAGAUAAAUAUUGUGCUUAUGUUCUUCACGAGGGUGGUAUCCCUUUGUUACAGCAGGUUGCUAGUGAUGAGCGGUCUUCAGACAAAAUGCGAAGUUUGGCCACCAUUGUCUUGAAAAAUAUUACUGAAUGGGAACGCUCAAAGUAUACACCGCCACCGAACAUAUUGUCAUCAUAA